AUGUCGGAAGUUCAAACGGGUCACGAAAAGCCCCCGGUGUAUGAUACUAAGGAUGUCAACGAGUCGCCUCAUAGCGAUGUCGAGUCGGCGGAGGGUCAGAUCAACCCUCUCAAGAGGAAUCUUCAAAAUAGGCACAUGCAAAUGAUCGCCAUUGGUGGUGCUAUUGGAGCUGGUUUUUUUGUCAGUACUGGAGGUGCUUUGCGUACUGGUGGUCCAGGUGCUUUGCUUCUUUGCUACUGCAUCGUCGGUAUUAUGCUUCUGCAAACCAUGUGGGCGCUUGGAGAAUUGGCUGUCAUGUAUCCGGUUAACGGUGCUUACUUCGACUACAGUCUUCGUUUCAUCGACCCGUCAUGGGGAUUCGCCAUGGGUUGGGAUUAUGCCAUCAAUUGGCUUGUCAUUCUGCCUUUCGAACUCACUGCUGCUGGUAUCACCAUUAGAUUCUGGCGCGAUGAUCUAAACGUUGGUAUCUGGAUUGCAGUUUUCCUUGUGGUUCUAUCCGCUAUUCAGAUCUUUGGCGUGCGUGGUUAUGGUGAAGUGGAAUUUGUCCUCAGUAUCAUCAAAAUAACUGCUGUGAUCGGAUUUAUCAUUCUCGGAAUCGUGAUUGACUGCGGCGGUGCUCCCGUGGGCGGAUACAUCGGUGGUCAUUACUGGUUCGACCCUGGUGCUUUCACCGACUUUGUUGGUUUCUGCUCUGUCUUUACCACUGCUGCUUUUGCCUUCGGAGGUACAGAGAUGUCUGGUCUUGCUGCUGCCGAAACCGCGAACCCCGCCAAGUCAAUUCCCAAGGCUUGCAAACAGGUGUUCUGGCGUAUCACACUUUUCUACGUCGUUGGCACCCUCAUUGUCGGACUGAUUGUCCCGCACAAUGCUGACUAUCUGAUGAAAGCUAGUGGAGCCAACACCUCGUACUCGCCUUUCGUCGUUUCAAUCCAGAAUGCUGGUAUUAGUGGCUUGCCGUCAGUAAUGAAUGCUGUCAUCACCAUCUCAGUCAUCAGUGUCGCCAACUCUGCUACUUUUGGCUCUACGCGUACCAUUCAGGCCAUGGCAGAGAAGGGAAUGGCGCCGAAAUUCUUCGGCUAUGUCGACAAGCACGGUCGUCCUAUCUGGUGUGUCGUGCUACAGAUCGCAUUUGGUUUCCUCGCUUUCAUCAACGAAGCCUCCGACACUGGUGGCCAGAUUUUCACCUGGCUUUUGGCGCUAUCUGGUAUCUCCAACUUCUUUGUCUGGGGCUCAGUAUGCCUUGCACACAUUCGUUUCCGCGCUGCGUGGAAACACAACGGUCGCAGUAUUGACGAAUUGGCCUACGUUGCGCCUUGGGGAGUUUACGGUAGCUAUCUUGGUCUCGGACUUAACAUCCUCUGUCUGAUCGCCGAGUUUUACGUCUCCGUUCAGCCAUUGGAUGUUCAGAACUUCUUUGAGAACUAUCUUGCUGCACCUCUUGUCAUCGCCCUAUACGUGGGAUGGAAGAUUUACCAGUCCAUUACUAAAAACCCCGAAGUUGAGAAGCGUGGCUGGAAGCUGUGGAGAUCAGUUGAGGAGAUCGACGUGUUCACUGGAAUUCGUGACACGGCUCUUGAUGUUGGCAUCGAGCCUCGUGUCAAGUACGAGACCUGGGGCGCCUGGGCCAAGGCCCUGCCCAAGAGAUUGCUACGCUCAAUCGUUUGA
Talaromyces amestolkiae is the source of this 1665-nucleotide messenger RNA. RefSeq lists its product as uncharacterized. Gene Ontology annotation, biological process: amino acid transmembrane transport. The coding region runs from base 1 to 1665 and encodes 554 amino acids. The record is from RefSeq and is a predicted model, not a curated record. The transcript has 4 exons. Gene Ontology annotation, molecular function: amino acid transmembrane transporter activity. Gene Ontology annotation, cellular component: membrane. Lineage: Eukaryota; Fungi; Ascomycota; Eurotiomycetes; Eurotiales; Trichocomaceae.